AUGGGGGGUGCUGCUUCCAGCGACGUGAAGAAUGCUAUCGAGGGGAAAUCGGCCGACGAGAUCGCUGCGGCUCUGAAGGAGCUCCCAGCAGACCAGCUCGCAAAGGUCAAAGAGGCGGUGGGCAAAGGUCCUGCGGCAGUUGCCUGCCCCGGACCGGUUGAUUGCUCCAAGAUCAGCGUGGUGGGAAAGGACUACAAGGGUCUGCUGGAGCAGCCUGCAGAGCCCAAGUUCAAGGGUGCCCUGGCUCAGAUUUUCGUCCGAUCGCAGCCUUACGGAGGAUCUGACAAGAGCAACAACGGCCACCGCUACGACUCUAUUCCCUUCGCCAAUGGCAUGAUCACUUCCGGCAUGAGCUGCCAGUUGAUUCACUACACGCAUGAAGAGCAUGCUGCAUUCUUCGAGUUGUGCAAGAGCUUCAACUUCAUCAUCGUCCGCUGCAAUCCAGGCCAGAUCAAGGCCGACGGCGGAGAUCAGCAGAAGUUCGACGACGGCAUGCGUGAGAUGCGCAAAGCCGGCAUCCAGGUGUGGCCCUCUCCGGACGUCAUGGAGAAGAUGGGAGCAAAGGACGCUCUGUGCAAGGUGGCCACGCUGAACAUCGGGCUGGAGGACACCCUGGCAUACUAUUCGCCAGAGGACUUCGCCGUGGGCUUUAAGAAGACCAUGGCCUUCCAGCCGCGCGUGAUCAAGCAGAACCGCGGCUCCUCGGGCGAGGGCAUCUGGAUCAUCAAGCUGGCCGAGGGCAACUACUGCAAGGAGUACGGUGAGAGGUCCUGCGAGGAUGGCGAGGUCCUGAAGCUGAUGGAGGCGAACGACAACCACGAGGAGACCCACACCGUGGCCGAGUUCAUCGAGUUCUGCGUGAGCGGCCGCACGGACAAGUCCGGCGAGUGGACCUCCAAGGGCGUCGGAAAGUACCUCGAGGGCGGCAAGGAGGCCGGUGGCCAGCUGGUGGACCAGCGCUUCUGCCCGCGCAUCGUGGAAGGCGAGCUCCGCUACAACCUCAUCGUGGACUCGCUUGUGGGCAUCAUCCACAAGAAGCCGAAGGAGGGCGGCAUCUCCGCCGUGGGCGGCACCGGCUCCAUCUACACUUACUAUGGCCCCGAGGAGGUAUCCUUCAAGACGCUGACCGACAACUUCCUGCAGAAGGACCUGCCGAAGGUGAUGCCGUCCCUGGAGCUGGCAGAAGAGCCCGUGCCCCUGUGGUGGACCACGGACUUCAUCUUGGCUUCCCCCGAGGGCACGCCCAAGGAGGAGGAGAAGUGGAUCGUCGGCGAGUUCAACUGCUCCUGCGUGGGCAUCUCGAGGUGCCUGGCCGCCUACUGCAAGGAGGACACUCCCAACGCCUGCUUCGAUGACAUCACGGAGGAGGACAAGGCGGAGGCCAAGAAGUACGGCGACCUCAUGGGCCAGAAGGCUCUUGGCAUCCUCUCCAAGUGA
Molecule: messenger RNA, 1437 nt
Organism: Symbiodinium sp. CCMP2456
Lineage: Eukaryota; Dinophyceae; Suessiales; Symbiodiniaceae
Source: the annotation of a GenBank genome assembly